AUGGAGGCGGUAUGUGAGGGGCGACUGCAGCGGCUGGAGCAGCAGCUGCGGCGCUACACGCGCGCCUACGACGCGCAACGGGAGUUGCUGUUUCGGCUCUACACACAACUGCCAGCGGCGGAGGCGGCCGACGACGCGGUGCCCGGCGAGGGAGUGACAGACACGGCACGCCGCCCAGAGGGGAGCAGCGGGCGGGCGCCCGCAGGCGUGCGUGACAUUCUGCAGGACGAUGCCUUUCGCCGGCGACUGGUGCAGCUGCUGCAGGACCCGCUGGGGCCGUCGCAGGAGGCCGCCACAGCCGCAGUAGCGACCGCGCCCGGCAGGCACAGUGAGGACGGCAACGAGGGGGAUGAUGCACCGCGGCAGGGCGAAAGCGGGACACCACGUGAACGCGGCUGCGGCAGCGACGCGGCCGCAAAGCAGGAGACCGAAUGUGACGCGGAGGCGAAUUUGUGUGGCGGCCGUCGCAGUGACCACGACGACGAGGAGGAGGAGGAGGAGGAAUCGCCGCGGGCGGCAGAAUCGCCCUCGGCAGGCCAAGCGGUGAUGGCGGAGCGGCUCACCGCGUCGCUCGCGCUCACGGCCUCGGACGCCGCCGCCCGCUUUCUGGAGAUGAUGCGGCGGCUGUGGUCGGCGUACUUUGCCCACCUACGCGCGGAGGUGCGGGCGGCGCUGUGGCGGCUGGACGACGCCUUCGCCCGCUUCGAGGCGGACCCGUCGGAGGCGACCCUCGCCGACUUCCUCGAGGAGCACCAGCAGCUGCCGCCGCUGCUGCGCCACGGCCUGGGGAUGCCGGAGGCUGCGGAUGAGGCGGCUGCGCUGCCGCCGGGGAACCCGCUUGAGCCGGAGGGGGAGGUUGUGCAGCAGCUCUCGCUCUGCAUCGCGGAGGCGGUGUCCCCGCUGCUGGCCGUGGCGCUCCGCGCCGGCGAAGGCCGCGACGGCGGCGCAACGCGGCGUUCCCUGCGCGAGCGGCGAGGUCACGGGCAGAGCCCCCACACGACAGCGCCGCCGCCGCGUCCUCCGCCCUUGCGGCAGCGCCGGCGUGCGUGGCGGGAGGAACGUGCGGGCAGCCACUGCAGUAGCAGCAGCAGCUGCUGCAGCAGUACGGGCAGCAACGAGGAACGGCGUCCACCUGCGCUAGACGGCGGCGGGGGGGCCUCCCCCGCGCCCCGCGUCCGCCACGGCGCCGCAGCAAAUUAUGCAUCACCACCGCCACAGCAGCCGCAGCUGCAGCCGCAAUGGCGACGGCACAAUGACAGCUCCCAAAUAGCGGAGGCGUUGUUUAGCCGCGGCACACCUCCUGGGAACCGCGUGAGCGCCCUUGCUGUUGUUCCCGCUUCUUUACGUGCGACGAGUGAGGAGAAAGUGGGAGACGCGGCGCUCCCGCAGGACCCCAACGCCCGGCUGCGGAUCCUGCAAAUGCAGGAGGAACGGCUCGCCUUCACGCUCGUCAACACUGCGGCACGGCGGCACGAUCACGGCUGUGAGGUCAAGUACUACGCCAUGAACAAGCGUCUCGCCCGCGUACGCAGUGCCAUUCUGCGCACAGAGAGAGAAGUGGAUGAACUCCGGCGCAUCGAAGAGGAAAAGGCGGCGCUGCGAAGAGAGCGUGCGGCCCGUCAGCGGCGAAUGCUCCGUCACUGA
Trypanosoma conorhini is the source of this 1644-nucleotide messenger RNA. RefSeq lists its product as uncharacterized. NCBI's taxonomy places the organism in Eukaryota, Euglenozoa, Kinetoplastea, Trypanosomatida, Trypanosomatidae. The coding region runs from base 1 to 1644 and encodes 547 amino acids. The record is from RefSeq and is a predicted model, not a curated record. The transcript has a single exon.